Populus euphratica (Euphrates poplar) is the source of this 1969-nucleotide messenger RNA. It is a transcript of the gene TRANS11, whose product is annotated as translocase 11. Gene Ontology annotation, molecular function: phospho-N-acetylmuramoyl-pentapeptide-transferase activity. The transcript is spliced from 8 exons. Lineage: Eukaryota; Viridiplantae; Streptophyta; Magnoliopsida; Malpighiales; Salicaceae. The coding region runs from base 301 to 1800 and encodes 499 amino acids. Gene Ontology annotation, biological process: cell wall macromolecule biosynthetic process; cell wall organization. The record is from RefSeq and is a predicted model, not a curated record. Gene Ontology annotation, cellular component: plasma membrane.
CAAUAGCAGGGUGAGGAGGAGGUUACCUCAAACAAGGCAAAAACAGAGCUUGGCCGAUGUUGCGGGAAUUUCGAAGCAGAAUUUAUAUCACGCCUUUCACCUUCCCUCUUCAGAAAGAAAGCACAUAAAUUCUAUAUUACACACGAUCGCAUACAGAUUUAUGCUUCUUCUUCUUCUUCUUCUUCUUCUUCUUUUGAUGGCCUCUCUUCUCUUACCAAACUCCUCCUUCUCCUCUGGAUCUAACCAUCUGCUUUCAUUUACUGUAAUUAUUCCUGCUCUUCCUUUUCCCUUGGACUAGUCAUGCUUUCUAUAAACCACCACCACCACCUCUCUCGUAUACGGCUUUCUCGACCACCCAAACCUUUUUCUUCCUCUCCCCUUUAUUCUAAUUCAUUCCACAACUUCAAGUUAAAUGGAUCGAGUGCAGGAGGACUACGAUUGUGCCAUAAGAUUGUUCAAGUCAGGGCCUUCGAUGAAGACUUGUCUGGUGUAUCCUCCCCGCUUGAUGACUGGGCUAACAAUGAUGGGGCUGCUGGCUAUAUGCUAUUAUCCAGUGACGGGGAAGACAGUGAUGGAGAAUAUAUUAUAAAUCCCGUGACGGAUAUGGAGUUGCCUACUGCUAAAGUAUCAACUAAUGAUGCUCUUACACUUACAGCUCACAGGCUUGCAAUGAUUGGGAGGGCCCCCCGAAAACGUAGGAACAAACUCGGGACAUUAAUUAAUUUGUGUCUGCUAGCCUUUUUGAUGGUUCUUCUCUUAUUUGUUGAUUGGUGUGCAUGGAAGAUUGUCAGAUUACCCCUAGAACCAUUUUACUUGUGUCGUCCAUUUUUUAUAUCAGCAGUUCUAGUCUCUUUUUCGGGUUAUCUUUGUGUUCCACUACUUAGUGAGUUAAGAAUUCAUCAGAAUAUCUGGAAAGAAGGGCCACUUCAGCACUCCAAGAAAAGGGCAAGCCCCACAAUGGGUGGACUAUUUUUUGUACCAAUUGGUGUAGGCGUUGCAAAAUUUGUUGCUGGUUUCUCUUCUGUUGAAGUUUCUGGAGCAGCAGUGGCAACUCUGGCAUUUGCAACAAUUGGCUUACUAGAUGACAUUGUAACCAUCAUAAAAAAUCGAAAUAGUGGUUUGUCUCUGUGGGUGAAAAUAUUUUUGGAGGUAGCUGUUGGGACCUGCUUUUCGUUUUGGUUGCAUACUACAAGUAUAUCAUCACCCUACAGCAUGAAAAUGCUGGUUGCCCUACCUGCCCCACUGGGCCUCAUAUGCUUAGGAAAAUAUUAUUCUUUGUUGACAUCAUUUUGUUUUGUUUCCAUGGGAAAUGGCAUUAACUUAACGGAUGGUCUAGAUGGCCUAGCUGCUGGAACGGCUGCAUUGGCUUUUGUAGGAAUGUCGAUCGCAGUGUUGCCAAUAUAUCCUGAACUUGCUAUAUUUGGGGCAUCGAUGGCAGGAGCCUGUUUUGGUUUUCUGUUGCAUAACCGGUACAAGGCUUCUGUAUUUAUGGGGGAUACUGGAUCCUUGGCAUUGGGUGGAGCAUUAGCUGCAAUGGCUGCUUGUAGUGGAAUGUUCCUUCCAUUAUUUAUCUCAUCUGGGAUCUAUUUCUUGGAUGCAUCAUCAGUGAUCAUGCAGGUACUGUACUUCAAGACAACCAAAUGCAUGAGGGGAGAUGGGUGCCGUUUGUUCAGGAUGGCUCCUAUUCAUCAUCACCUCGAGUUAUGUGGGCUAAAGGAACCAGUCAUUGUUGCUGGGGCUUAUGUUAUAUCCGGAGUGUUGGCUCUGUUUGCUGGUUAUGUAGGUCUAAUAUCUGCAUAGUUUCUGAAGCAUUUUUGCUCAUUUCUUCUUAUCACUUUUGCAGUUAGUGCGCCAGGUUUUAAUUUUCCAAAUGCUUUUUUUAUUCUUCUUUUGGAGUUCUUCCCUUCAAACGGACUUCUUGUAAAUUUGAUUUAGAGAAUCAGGUAGAGAUGUAGUAGAUCUUGAGGCA